This is a messenger RNA of Scleropages formosus (Asian bonytongue), 5279 nucleotides long. It is a transcript of the gene top2a, whose product is annotated as DNA topoisomerase II alpha. The transcript is spliced from 35 exons. Lineage: Eukaryota; Metazoa; Chordata; Actinopteri; Osteoglossiformes; Osteoglossidae. Gene Ontology annotation, cellular component: nucleus. Bases 115 to 4782 code for a protein of 1555 amino acids. The record is from RefSeq and is a predicted model, not a curated record. Gene Ontology annotation, molecular function: DNA binding; ATP binding; DNA topoisomerase type II (double strand cut, ATP-hydrolyzing) activity. Gene Ontology annotation, biological process: sister chromatid segregation; resolution of meiotic recombination intermediates; DNA topological change.
CUUUGAGUCCAGUUUGAAGCUGGUGUUGUGUUAAGGAAUUGAUAUUUUUUUCCUCCUUUAAGAAGUUUUAAAUACGAAACGGUUGUAUUUUUUUGCUUACUGUUUGUACGGAAAAUGGCAUCUGAGGGCCCUUUGAAGUCUUUGUUCGAUAGUAAUGUGAGCAAGGUGAAGAACAAGAAGGAUGACAAACGUCUGUCAGUCGAGAGAAUCUACCAGAAGAAGACUCAACUGGAGCACAUUCUGCUUCGCCCUGAUACCUACAUAGGUUCUGUGGAGCCCCUCACUCAGCAAAUGUGGGUGUUUGAUGAAGACAUUGGGAUGAACUGCAGAGAUGUGACCUUUGUCCCUGGACUUUACAAAAUCUUUGAUGAAAUACUUGUUAAUGCUGCAGAUAACAAGCAGCGUGACAAGAACAUGUCCUGUAUCAAGGUCAACAUUGAUCCUGAGAACAACAUCAUCAGCGUGUGGAAUAACGGAAAGGGCAUUCCAGUUGUAGAGCACAAAGUGGAGAAGGUAUAUGUGCCAGCUCUCAUCUUUGGGCAGCUCCUCACAUCCAGUAAUUACGAUGACGACCAGAAGAAAGUCACUGGUGGUCGUAAUGGGUAUGGUGCCAAGCUGUGCAACAUCUUCAGUACCAAAUUCACUGUGGAGACAUCAUGCCGGGAUUCAAAGAAGUCUUUCAAGCAGACUUGGUAUGACAACAUGGGCCGGGCAGGUGAUUCCAAGAUUAAACCUUUUGAUGGUGAAGAAUUCACCUGCAUCACCUUCCAGCCAGACCUGUCCAAAUUUAAGAUGCAGUCACUUGACAAGGACACAGUGGCCUUGAUGACCCGAAGAGCCUAUGACAUUGCUGGAUCUACCAAAGGAGUCCGGGUCUUCCUCAAUGGAAAAAAGUUGCCUGUCAACGGCUUCCGUAGCUAUGUAGAUUUGUACCUGAAGGACAAAGUGGAUGAGCUGGGUUCCCCGCUGACUGUGGUACAUGACGUAGUGAAUGAGCGCUGGGAAGUGUGCCUAACCAUGAGUGAAAAAGGCUUCCAGCAAGUCAGCUUUGUCAACAGCAUUGCCACUACCAAGGGUGGACGGCACACAGACUAUGUGGCAGACCAGGUUGUUUCCAAGCUUAUUGAAGUGGUGAAGAAAAAGAACAAGGCUGGUGUGGCUGUAAAGCCUUUCCAGGUGAAGAACCACAUGUGGCUUUUCGUGAACUGCUUGAUUGAGAACCCCACCUUUGACUCUCAGACCAAGGAGAACAUGACCCUUCAGCAAAAGAGUUUUGGCUCCACCUGUGUGCUCAGUGAGAAGUUCAUUAAAAGUGCCACCAACUGUGGGAUUGUGGAGAGUAUCAUGAAUUGGGUGAAGUUCAAGGCCCAAACUCAGCUCAACAAGAAAUGCUCUGCUGUCAAGCACACCAAGAUCAAGGGGGUGCCAAAACUGGAUGAUGCUAAUGAUGCUGGUGGUAAAAACUCUGUCAGCUGCACCCUGAUUCUUACAGAAGGAGACUCAGCCAAGACACUGGCUGUAUCAGGACUGGGUGUGGUGGGGCGUGACCGCUAUGGGGUCUUCCCUUUGCGUGGUAAAAUGCUCAAUGUUCGGGAAGCCUCUCACAAGCAGAUCAUGGAAAAUGCAGAGAUCAACAAUAUUAUCAAGAUCUUGGGUUUGCAAUACAAGAAGAACUACAGUGAUCCUGAAUCCCUCAAAUCCCUGCGCUACGGAAAACUUAUGAUCAUGACAGAUCAGGAUCAAGACGGGUCUCAUAUUAAGGGACUUCUCAUCAAUUUUAUCCAUCAUAACUGGCCCUCUCUGCUGCGGCACAACUUCCUGGAGGAGUUCAUUACGCCUAUAAUUAAGGUUUCAAACAAGAAGGAUGAGCUGUCCUUUUAUAGCAUACCAGAGUUCAAUGACUGGAAAGACAGAACCUCAAACUACAAGUCAUGGAGAGUCAAGUACUACAAAGGUCUGGGUACCAGCACAGCAAAGGAAGCGAAAGAGUACUUCUCUGACAUGGAGAGGCAUCGCAUCCCUUUCAAAUAUGCUGGGCCUGAGGAUGAUGAGGCAAUUACCCUGGCCUUUAGUAAGAAGAAGAUUGAGGAACGUAAGAACUGGCUGACCAACUUCAUGAUCAACAGGCGUCAGCGCCGAGAGCACAAUCUGCCUGAGGAUUACCUGUAUGGUCAAACCACAAAGUUCUUGUCUUACAAUGAUUUCAUCAACAAAGAACUCGUGCUCUACUCAAACUCAGACAAUGAAAGGUCUCUCCCAUGUCUGGUCGAUGGUCUGAAGCCUGGCCAGAGGAAGGUCCUUUUCUGUUGCUUCAAGAGGAAUGACAAGAGGGAGGUCAAAGUGGCCCAGUUGGCAGGUUCUGUCGCAGAGAUGUCUGCUUACCACCAUGGAGAGAUGUCACUGAUGAUGACAAUCAUUGGCCUGGCACAGAAUUUCGUAGGAAGUAAUAACCUCAACCUCCUACAGCCUUUGGGUCAGUUUGGCACCAGGCUGCAUGGUGGAAAAGAUUCUGCCAGCCCUCGAUACAUUUUCACAAUGUUGAGCCCACUGGCUCGUCUGCUCUUCCCUGCUACGGAUGACAAUCUGCUCAAAUACAACUUUGAUGAUAACCUUCGUGUGGAGCCGGAGUGGUACAUACCCAUUCUGCCUAUGGUGCUGGUCAAUGGUGCUGAUGGGAUUGGCACAGGCUGGUCAAGCCGCAUACCCAACUAUGAUGUGCGUGAAAUUGUUAGUAAUAUACAUCGCAUGCUGAAUGGAGAAGACCCACUUCCCAUGCUUCCAAACUACAAGGAUUUCAAGGGAACCAUAGAGGAGAUGGUGACCAACCAGUAUAUGAUCAGUGGAGAAGUAGCAAUCCUUGACUCAACCACCAUUGAGAUCUCUGAACUGCCCGUGAAGACCUGGACCCAGACAUACAAGGAGAAUGUUCUUGAGGUUAUGCUGAAUGGCACAGAGAAGGUCCCGCCCUUCAUCACUGACUACAAGGAGUACCACACAGACACCACAGUACGCUUCAUAGUCAAGAUGACGGAGGAGAAACUGCGGGAAGCUGAGGCUGCUGGUUUGCAUAAAGUCUUCAAACUACAAUGUCCUCUCACCUGUCAUUCCAUGGUGCUGUUUGACCAUGUGGGCAGCCUAAAGAAGUAUGAGACUGUGGAGGAUAUCCUCAAAGACUUUUUUGAAUUACGGAUGAAGUACUACAUACUGCGCAAGGACUGGCUUCUGGGAAUGCUGGGGGCUGAGAGCGCCAAACUAAGCAACCAGGCCCGUUUCAUUCUGGAGAAGAUCCAGGGUAUACUGGUGAUUGAGAACAAGCCCAAAAAAGAACUUAUCUGCAUGCUCCAGGAGAUGGGCUAUGACUCUGACCCUGUUAAGGCCUGGAAACAAGCCCAGGAGAAGUUGGCAGAGGUAGAGACUUCAGAGGAUGAGGAAGAAAAAGUUGAAGACUCCUCUGGCCCAGACUACAACUACCUUCUGAGCAUGCCCAUGUGGUUCUUGACCAAGGAGAAGAAGGAGGAAUUGUGCAAGCAAAGAGAUGCCAAGCUGACAGAACUAAAUACUCUGAAAAAGAAAAGUCCGUCAGACCUGUGGAAAGAAGACCUGGCUGCAUUUACUGAAGAACUUGAUCGUGUGGAGGAAAAAGAGAGGCAAAAUGCAGUCUUGCCAGUGAAGCAGGCAAAGGGCAAGACGGGAAAAGCCAAGGCAAUUAAAGUGAAAGAAGAGACUCUUCCUACACCUCAAGGCCGUCGUGUCAUCCCACGUGUCACCAGUGCCAUGAAGGCUGACGCAGCUAAGAAGGGCAAGAAAGUUAAGACUGACGAGGACAGUGCGAUAAAGCUUGAAUUUGACGAGGAAGGUAGGGACAACGAUGACAAUCAGCAACUGGGUUUGGCAGCUCGACUGGCCAAGAAAACAAAAAAAGCACCCACCAAAGCAACAAAGACAGGCAAGCAGACCACUCUGCAAUUCAAACCAGUAACAAAAAAGCCCAAGAGGAACCGCUGGUCUGAUGAUGACGAUGAUGAUGAUGACAACUCUGGCUGUGAAUUUGGAGAAGUAGAGAAGUUGGCUUCAAGAGAGAAGCUAGCACGCAAAACCAAAACUGCCGACAUGAAAUUUAGCCUUUCAAGCAGUGAGGAUGAGAUUGAUCCUGAAUCUGCAUCUGAAGCUGAAAAUGAGAAAGUUUCUUCAUCAGCUGAUGAUCCUGUUACCAUAAAUGUUCCGAAGAGCGAUCCACAGAAUGCCGAUGAAGUUACAAAAGCAAAGUGCAGUAGUGAGGCAACCAGACAAGUGACUUCCAAGACUUCAACCAAGUCCAAAGAUAUGAAGGAAGCAACAAAGAAGCCAACAGCAGCAAAGAAUAAAAAACCCGCUGAUGGAAAGCAGCCAUCCAUUCUAGAUGCCCUGACAAAGCCCAAAGCAGCUUCAAAAGCUGCCCCUAAAGCAGCACCCAAGAAAACUACCAUUGUCUUCUCCAGUGACUCUGAGAGCACAGAUAUGUCCAAGAAACAGAAGGCAGAGUCAAAGCCUCAAGUGAGCCGCAAAAGGAAACCAGCGCUGGACAGCGAGGACUCUGACAGCAGCUCUGAUAACCUCAUGUCCCGCAUUAGGGGCAAGACCACGGCAGGCAAAAAAGCCAAAAACUGCAAUGAAGAUGAAAGUUUCCACAUCUCCGAAACUGAAGGAGAGGCUCUUCUGGCGCACAGGAGCAAAUCCAGCCGCAGCAGGAAACCAGUCACCUAUGCCGUGGACUCCGAUUCAGAUGAAGACUUUGGCUUCUAGACAGCGCAGUAACAGGAGUGCCCUGCUCACACGUUUUCAUCGGUCACACUAUCUUUUUUUUGCAUAGAAUGUAUUAGUAAAAUUGUAUUAAGUAGUAAAUUGGUACACAAAAAGUAGUCUUAACAAUCCUAUUCAAAGAGGAGUCACUGACUGUUUUCGGCCGCUUGAAUAGUUAAAAAUAGGCACCUAAAUGACCGGUUAAUUUUAUUUCUUUGAAAAUGUUUGAGAAACUGUUCUGUGCUGUAGUUUUUUGACCCAGUUCACAGUAGUAGUAUCUACUGGCUUUUUUAGGAGCACAGACAAAAGUAUAAAAUUCGGUUUGUGUUCAUAAUGGUGUAAGAACCAACAAUAUUUGAGUCUUGCUCAUCGAAUGAAUGAAAUCGCAUUGUACACAUCAAAGGCAUGAAGUGUAUGAUUGUUUGCUCUUGUAAAUUAAUAUGCCUUUGAAGAAUAAUUUGGCUGUUUCUGUGUUGAAAAAUUCUGCUUAUGUAUUAUAC